AAAACCUUUCCCCUACCUCGCGAAGCACAGCCGUUUGACAUUCUCCGUUCCCAUAUUUCUCGCUUCUUCUAGUCCCGAGCUGGCGGAGGAGAAGGGGGAGAAAAAGUUCUCUCAAACAUCAUUUCUUCUUCCCGAGCCAGCAAGCCCUUGCUCAUAAUGGCGGAGAAGUUCGAGGAGGGAGACUCAUGGCUGCCCGCGGAGUUUCUCGGUGAGGGUUUCUUUCUAGAGGAGAGGCGCGCAGCUGCUUUAAUGCCGGGGAGUGAGAAGAGAAACGGUCUGGUGCGAGAGAACGCAAGCCUUUCUUACCCCAAUAUGGUGAUGGAGACGGAGAGUGAUGAGGAGGAUUACGUGGCCGGACUCACGCGGAAGAUGGCUCGCUCCUUUCUUGUUGAAGAUAGCACGUCUUCGUUUUGGGAUACUAGGGUUUUGGCCACCUCGCCGCAGUCGACGCUGUGCGAUGCCGGAAUCUGGUCGGCGUCGUCCACUGGAAGCCAAAAGGUUUGUUCGAAGGCUUCUCCACCGCUUUCUGCUUUUCUGGAGCAAAGGAAGGAAGAUGCGAUGGAUCUUUUCUAUGCGGCAGCAGGGGAGGUUUUGAGGAAUAAGCAGAACCAACGGAGGGCUUCUGAACGAUACCAGCGCAAGAACUUGUUGGUUGAUAUAAAUCCUUCAGCAAUCGCUGGAUCUCACAGCAACCAAGUCGAACGCCAGCGGAUCCAAGCGGCGCAAUUCUACAGACUGAAGCAGCAGCAGCUAGUCAAGCAACAACUUUCUUCUACUUGGACAAGGCAGAACAGGGCAGCAGCGGCGACGACGACGAGUGUCCGGUCUCAUGGCUUGGCUUCUUCUCCAUGGUCACCUCUACCGCAACAGCAACAGCAACCCAGCUCUGGGAUGAGAGCCUUGUUCCUCAACAGCACAGGAGCCCGGCGUGAGUCCGCGGGCACCGGAGUCUUUCUUCCUCGCAGGGCAGGCAGUCCCACGGCGAAAAAGCCCGCUUGUUCUACUGUUCUCCUUCCUGCAAGAGUGGUACAAGCGCUAAACCUAACCCUAGACGACGCCGGUAUACAACCUCGUUUCCCUGCACACAUAUCUCGCGACCAUGAAACGGCGACCGUUCGCAUCAAUCCCGGCAAUACUGAACAGAAACGGAACAUCUACCAGCUUCCGCAGACCUCCAUUUCCCGCCAUGACAUACAACUCCCAAAAGAGUGGACCUACUAACUCCCCCCAACACCAUCGUUUGACAGCUUCAAAAUUAGGGUUUAGAAAAUUAAACUAUAUGAUUUUAAUCAGGAUUAGUUACAGUUUAGUAGCAGUUUCCGCCAUGGAUUUUUUUGGAUUGGUUUUGUGCAAAAGCUAAUGCUCGAGGAAAAGUGGAACAACGCUGCAAAUUAGAACUAAUAGAAUAAAGGGCGGAGCUUUUCCUGGUCUGAGAUGAAGUGUCGAGAGAGGGUAUUUCUGUAAUAAUGUAUUUUGCACUCAUUGCAGCACCUGUUUACUUUUUCACUUUUUGCAGGCUUUUACCAGAGAGGGGCAGCUCUCAAAAGAAAAAGAUCGCCAUCAAACCCACCUUAAUUAGCUUGUAAGUAAUAAAAAAUAAAAGGAAUAUAUUUCAUUUUAUUGCUUGCGUUGUUAUAGUAAUGAAUGAAUUUCUUUUGAACAAUAAUAUCCAGCAAAGUAUGACUUUAUUUGAACGUCUUCUGUUUGGGAUUUUUGGUGUACGAGCUGUCGCAUUUUAAUUU
This is a messenger RNA of Phalaenopsis equestris, 1742 nucleotides long. RefSeq lists its product as uncharacterized. NCBI's taxonomy places the organism in Eukaryota, Viridiplantae, Streptophyta, Magnoliopsida, Asparagales, Orchidaceae. The coding region runs from base 157 to 1221 and encodes 354 amino acids. The record is from RefSeq and is a predicted model, not a curated record. The transcript has 5 exons.